Molecule: messenger RNA, 366 nt
Organism: Tetrahymena thermophila SB210
Lineage: Eukaryota; Ciliophora; Oligohymenophorea; Hymenostomatida; Tetrahymenidae
Product: AMP-binding enzyme family protein
Exons: 2
Source: RefSeq, a predicted model, not a curated record
AUGAAGAAAAUUUAUGGAUAAAUGCACAAACAUCUUGAUAUCUACUAGAUUUAUAAGGAUCUAAUUUUAUUGAAGAAAGCUAUGAUGAUUAUUUUAGAUUAAGAAUAGUUGGCUGCUCUGCAACUAGUAGGUUGCUCAACAGAGUUUCUUGAAAUUGAUGACUUCGAUGAAAGCUAAAACAUUAAAAAAAUGAUUUAAUAAAAUAGAUUGAGUCAUUUUGAGAAAAGCCAAGCUCUUUCUGAUAACCUUGAUUUACAAUAAGAGUUUAUAAAAAACUUUUAUUAAAAAUGUAAAAAUAAGCCAUAAAUUUCAGAAAUUGAUAAAAGAAUAUUAUCAUCUAUUGUAUUCAAAGAUAGAUUAAGUUGA